AAUUCGAUUUGGCUUUUAAAUUAAGUAAAUAGGAAGUAUAUAUAAAUAAAAACGAGUCCACUAGAGCAGUGUAACGUGACGGCAACGGUAGCGGCAGCAACGAAUCGUGGGAGUGGCAAAGGUGUAGCGGUGGUUGGCGGCGGCAACGCGCAUUCUUUUUGGUCUGGUGCCGAAUGAGCUGGCUGCGUUGGUUGUGGCUGUGCCUGAAAAUGAUUUAUCAGCUUUUCUGUUGCUCCAUGAGUCUCAUCUCAUUGCUGUUCAAUGUUUUCUGGUUCUGUUGCACGUUGGCCAGCGCCAUAAUUCCAUGGUGUACACUCACACUGCUGAGCAUUUGUGUGGCAUCCAAAUUCGUGAAGUUGCGCACUCCAAAUGAGAAGCGUUUGCUGAAUCUAUUCCACGAGCCGGGUGACAUAUCCUACUGGCCCAUUGCUAAUCGUGGUGCCGGCUACGAUGCGCCCGAGAACUCUAAAGCAGCAGUGAAAAAGUGCCUCGCACGUGGCUAUCGCAACGUGCUGUUGGAUGCCGGCUUGACGGCUUGCGGUGAAAUAGUCAUUGCCAAUCGACAGACCUUGGAGCGCGCAGGCCUUAGUGGCGGACUAGCCCAUCACACGCUAGCGGAAUUACAAAAAAUAAACAUUACGGAGCUGCAUCCCAUGGGCUCGCAAUACGACGCCGAGCAUAUUGCCACGUUAAAGGAACUUGCCGACUUCUUGGACGAGCAGAGUACUCCGCUAACACUCUUCCUGCACAUUCAUGACAAUAGUGCGCGCAUGCUGGAGCGACUCCAGCAGUUUAUGGCCAGUCGGGAGCAGUUUAGACAGCGCACAAUCAUAAUUAGUCCCUCACCACUGGCCAUUUACCAGCUCCGUAAGCUACAGCCUGAAAUCAUUUGUGGUCUGUGGCAUGAGACCUAUCUAUCGCUGGCUAUACUGAAAUCCUCCACAUUGAUUACCUCAAUUUAUGGCGCAGUUUUGCGUAAUAUAAUCGCACCAGUUAUUGGGAUCAGCGUCGUAUUUCUCAGCAAAGAGGAAUUUAAUCUACAUAUUGCCGAUCUGUGGCGCAAUGUGGGCGUGUAUGGCGUCUAUGUGUAUAUGGUUAACUCACCUACCGAGAAGCGCUAUUUUCAGAAAACUCUGAAAACGCAGUAUCUAACGGAUUCGUUGCGCUCCGAACCGCAUCUAUUGAUGAAGGCCUAGACAAUAAUCUAUAGAUGGGAAGCGAACAAAACUCACAAUCGAGCACACAAACAUCGUUUGCAUUUUUAGCUUUUAUACAUAAUAAGUAGCUUAGUUUAAUUUUUACUGGACCCAUUCUGUCUUGCGUGCUUCAAAUACCUAAGUUAUAUUAUACCAGUUACUGUGUAGCGUCCACUCAUUUAUAGUAUAUUUAUUUCUGUCCGAUCAGAUACUUUAAGUAUUACCAGUGAAAACGAUCUGUAUAUCUCUAUAUUAUUAUUUAAUUGGUGCGGUUAGAAAUGCAAAUAAUUUGAACACAUAUAUGAGAGUGUGUUUUAAAAAGUGAAUCACAAGAGAGUUUUAAUUUGUUGGUUUUCAUUAAAAUUCAACACAUUUUUUUUGUAGCCAAAUUAUUUGCCUGUGUGAACCACAACUGAAGACGUCCUCUUUUUUGAUAAUUUUAUUUAUUGAAAGCUUUAUUUAGAUACAUAUUUGCUUUUUAAGAGAUUCAUAUAUUUUUUAUACUCAUUCUCAUUAUGGCACAAACCCUUUUGUAUACACACAAUGUUUAUAACUAUAUGGUGUUUUUGAUGUGCUAUUAUAUAUACUGCUUUUAUACUUGAUAGGCCAGGACACAGCUACUUACUGAUUAUUAGUCCUGCUCCGUAUACAUAUAGCCUUAACUGUUCCCAAGCCACACACCAGAUUUGAUGAAUUGAUUUGUCCAAGACAAUGGUCGAAUUACUAUUCUUUAUUGUAGAAAUAUGUAUGAACACUGUACUAUAUACAACUGUACGUAUUUGUAUAUUGACGAAAACACGAACAUUAGCUAUACGAUUAUACCAAAAAGCAAAUAAAUUGUACAACAUUUACAUUUGUGUACUGAAACAAGCGAAUAAUAAAUUAGAUAACUAUUGACUA
Scaptodrosophila lebanonensis is the source of this 2096-nucleotide messenger RNA. Its product is annotated as glycerophosphodiester phosphodiesterase 1. The record is from RefSeq and is a predicted model, not a curated record. Bases 174 to 1196 code for a protein of 340 amino acids. Gene Ontology annotation, biological process: lipid metabolic process. Lineage: Eukaryota; Metazoa; Arthropoda; Insecta; Diptera; Drosophilidae. Gene Ontology annotation, molecular function: phosphoric diester hydrolase activity. The transcript has 6 exons.